Exophiala bonariae is the source of this 1464-nucleotide messenger RNA. RefSeq lists its product as uncharacterized. The record is from RefSeq and is a predicted model, not a curated record. Bases 1 to 1464 code for a protein of 487 amino acids. The transcript is spliced from 2 exons. Lineage: Eukaryota; Fungi; Ascomycota; Eurotiomycetes; Chaetothyriales; Herpotrichiellaceae.
AUGCUUGUAGCUCGUUCUGCGUCCCGGCUAUUACUACGACCCGAAUUGAAGCUUCAGGGCUUAGCACUGGGCACAGGACUGAACGCCCCUUUUCUUGCGCAACAACGCGUACCACUGCCAUACUUUCAUAAGAUUAUUGCCACCUUUCCACGAGGCAUGAAGCGGGCUAGUAAGCCGAAGGUAAGAGAGAAGCUACCUGACUACUGUGAUGCCGAACCACAGAGGGACGAUGCUGGGGUCAUGAUUUGGCCAGCCCCAAGUCUGGCGAUCGAGGCGGCUCGAACCUUUAUCAAAGAAUGUGCCACGAGCGGUAAGAAAACUCUCAUAGUGCCAGACAAGGAUGCAGAUGGACUCUCGUCAGGAGUUAUCAUGUAUCGAACACUGGUGACCUUAGGUUUGGAUCCUGCUAUGAUCGAGGUACAUCUUGUGCAGAAGGGGACAAAUAUCCAUACCGAAUCUGAGCGUCAGUCUAUGGGUGCGAAAGACCCGGGAUACAUCAUUGUGCUCGACCAAGGCUCAGUGGGUGCUCCACCCGUGGUUGAGAACCAAUCGACGAAAUCUCUCAUUAUUGACCAUCAUCUGAGUGAUCUCUUCCCGGAAAAUGCUCAAGUCGUCUCAGCGUGCCAUUAUCCACCUGUUGCUACGAGCUCCUUACUCACCUACGAAAUCUGCAAACCACUCUCCAAGGAGAUUGCGACUGGGUGUGCAUAUCUUGCUUGCAUUGGCACACACGGCGAUCUUGGAAAUACAUUGAAAUGGAAUCCACCAUUUCCAGACAUGACCGAGACAUUCAAGACAUACACCAAGAAAUCUAUAAAUGAUGCAGUCUCACUUCUCAAUGCAGUUCGGCGGACUGCCAAAUAUGAUGUUGUAACGGCUUGGGAUGCGCUACUGAACUCUACGGACCCGAAAGAGCUGUUGAGCAAUGGCCGACUUCAAAGUGCCAGGGCGGAGAUCAACAACGAAGUUGAGCUGAACACCCAUACGCCUCCUAAAUUUAGCGCCGACGGAAGAAUUGCUGUACUCCGAAUCAAUACGGCAGCACAGGUCCACCCGGUCAUUGCAACUCGAUGGGCAGGAUAUCUCAACUCGAAAGCGCUCGAAAUUGUUGUCUGUGCCAACUCGGGUUAUCUUCCGGGAAUGGUCAAUUUCUCAUGUCGAAUCGCCAGGUGUGCAAGGUCGAAAGAGCCGCUAGUAAAUAUCAUUGAGAGCUUGAAGGCCGCAGCUGACCUCUCCACCGACGGCCUGAGAGAAAGACUGGGUGAGAGCUUCGCCCGUGGACACAAAGAAGCCAGUGGAGGGGUCGUGCCGAUGGAGGCAUUUGAAGAAUUGAUGAAACUCCUCAAGGUUGGCGAGAAGGCUGAGAAAAAGGAGAACGGCGACCAACCAAAGACGAAAAAGUUGAAAACUAUUGACAAGAGUCCACAGAAGAAUAAAAUCGCCAGCUAUUUUUCGAAGACUUGA